Durio zibethinus is the source of this 3122-nucleotide messenger RNA. RefSeq names its product WEB family protein At5g55860-like. Gene Ontology annotation, biological process: chloroplast avoidance movement; chloroplast accumulation movement. The record is from RefSeq and is a predicted model, not a curated record. Lineage: Eukaryota; Viridiplantae; Streptophyta; Magnoliopsida; Malvales; Malvaceae. Gene Ontology annotation, cellular component: cytosol.
UAUAUCGUAGUCACUACUCAUCUGAUCACUCGAGUUCAAUGUGGCAUCCAUUCCCAUUCUUUCGUUUCUAGUAUCUUUCAGGCAGAGUUACCCUUUCAAUUUAAACAUUCCACAUAACUGUCCCAAAAGUACAACCUCGUUAAGCUAACUUCUCUCUCAAUCAAAUGAAACAGUCUCUCCCUCUGUCUCUCUCUUCACUAUGCUGACAUAAAAUUUUGUUUCAAACAGCUUUCGAAUAUUCAAUUGAACUUUCUCUCUCUAUGAAUCAUCAGUUACUUUUUGAAUCCUUCAAAAACACUAAAAAGGAAGAUUCUAAAGCUCUUUUUAAUUAAAACCCACGAAAAUUUCUUUUCCAAGAAGCCUGCUUUUUUUCUUGGCCGAGAGAAAAGUUCUUAACCAAAUUAUCUUGACAGUGUCUUGUCCAAAGUUUGAAUUUUUCUUGGUGGGUUUUGGUCUUUAGGUUGAAAGAUUAAAAGGGUUUUUGAGUGAAAGAAAGAAUAGUAUGAAGAUCAAAGAAGAUCAUAAAGACUUGAAGGGCUUUCAGAGAAGUUGAUUCUUUGAUUUUUGACUGUUGGAUCAGCUUUUUGUUAUUGGGUUUUUGUUGUUUUUAUUCGGUUUAGCUCUUAAAAGGUAAGUUCUUUGUUCUUCUUAUGCUUUUCAAGUUUUGUUUUUUAUAUGUUUUUUGUUUGUUUUAUAAAACCUUCUUUACAUUUCAUUUCAUUCCAUUCAUAUCCUUGACUUGAGAAGUCAAUUUUGUCAUGCUCUUGAAUUGUAGAAAUCUUGUAAGAUAUUUCUUUCAAAAUAUCUUUGAUGUUGAACUAGGGUUUUGUGGCUUAAAUUUCAGGGGAAAAAGAAUUUAAAGUUUUGUGUUCUUUGGUUGAAGAUUUACCAAGCAUAUUUAAAUGAAAUAAUAAACAAGCAAAGCAUUAUGGUUACAAAGGGACGCCAGAACGCGACUGACUCUCCAAAAUCGGAGGUGGGAGAGAUAGACACUAGUGCACCUUUUCAAUCUGUUAAAGAUGCCGUCACUCUUUUCGGUGAAGGUGCUUUCUCUGGUGAAAAACCUGCCAUAAAAAGGGCAAAACCUCACUCUGCAGAGAGAGUACCGGCCAAAGAGGCACAGCUUCACCUGGCUCAGAAAGAGUUGAACAAGUUAAAGGAGCAACUAGAAAAUGCCGAGACAACUAAGGCUCAAGCAUUUGUAGAGCUUGAAAGGGCUAAAAAAAGGGUUGAGGAACUGACUCACAAACUUGAAACUGUUAAUGAAUCAAAGGAUUCUGUAAUCAAGGCUACAGAAGCUGCAAAGAAUCAGGUAAAACAGAUUGAAGAAGCAAAUUUGGGUAUUCUCCCUGGAGCUGAUGGUUCUAGGAGCCAGGACUUGGAAACUGCAAGGGAACAAUACAUGACUGUGAUUACUGAACUUGAUGCUGCAAAACAAGAAUUGAGGAAGUAUCGUCAGCACUGUGAUGCAUCCUUAGAAGAGAAAAUUGCUGCCCUCAACAAAACAAAAGGAGCUGAACAUUUAGCUAAGGUUAAUAUGGAGAAGGUUGGAGAGCUCUCCAGGGAAAUUUCAUCUGUACAGGAAUCAAUUGGACAAGUGAAGCUUGCAUCUCUUGAAGCACAGAAAGAACAGGCUAAAAUGUUUGCUGAAAAGAAUACUCAGAGGCUAUUAUAUAAGGCUACCCUUGAAGUAUCGACACAGAAGUUGCUUGCUUUAAAGAAUGAAUUUGACCCUGAGCUUACACGAAAUCUUGAAGCACAACUGUCUGAAACAGUUCAUCAGACUGGGGCAUUGCAGAAGCAGAUGGAAGAUGCAAAGGCUUCUGAUCUCGAGUCUGUACGAACUGUUACUUCAGAGCUAGAUGGUGCUAAAGAAUCGCUGCAAAAAGUCACUGAAGAGGAGAACUCCUUGAGAAGUUUGGUGGAGUCCCUUAAGGUGGAACUAGAGAAUGUGAAGAAAGAGCAUGCCGAGCUGAAGGAGAAGGAAGCAGAAACAGAGUCUAUUGCAGGGAAUCUGCACAUCAAGCUUCGGAAAAGUAUAUCAGAGCUUGAAGCUUUCCUUGCACAGGAAUCCAAAGCAAGAGGCGCCUUUGAAGAAAUGAUUUCAACUCUCCAACAGUUAUCAGUGGAAAAAGAAAAUGCAUGGCGAGAAGCGAAAGAAAUGAAGAAGGUAGCUGAGAAGCUAAAGUUGGAAGCUGAAGCCUCAAGAAGUAAACUUGAGGAAGCAGAAAAGCAGCUGAGAGUUGCUCUGGAAGAAGCUGAAACUGCAAAAGAAGCUGAGAUAAGGGCACUUGAUCAGAUAAAGAUGCUUUCUGAGAAAGCAAAUGCUGCACGUUCCUCAACCUCCGAAUCUGGAGCCAAUAUCACUAUCUCCAGGGAAGAAUUUGAGUCUUUGAGCCGUAAAGCUGAAGAGUCUGAUAAUUUAGCUGAAAUGAAAGUGGCAGCUGCCGUGGCUCAGGUAGAAGCUGUGAAGGCUAGUGAAAAUGAGGCCCUCAAGAGGUUAGAGGCGACUCAGAAAGAGAUUGAAGACAUGAAGGUUACAACUGCGGAUGCCUUGAAGAGGGCAGAGAUGGCUGAAGCAGCGAAGAGAGCAGUGGAGGGAGAGCUUCGAAGGUGGCGCGAAAGGGAACAGAAGAAAGCAGCUGAAGCUGCAUCUCGGAUUCUAGCAGAAGCACAGAUUUCAGCAGAAUCAUCCCCACAACACUACAGAAUUCAAAAGCAAAACCCAUCAGAGAAAAUUGUUCAGGCUCGAAAGUUGGAAAAAGAGAAGUCUUCUGUCUCAAAAAAGGUGGUUUUACCCAAUAUCAGCAGCAUCUUCAAUCGAAGAAAGAACCAAAUUGAGGGUGGAUCUCACUCUUAUCUGCCUGGUGAGAAGCCUCUGUGACAUUGCAUUUGCCAGAUCUUUGUGCAUGAACAUGCUGUAACUGACUUCUGUAUAGGACUACUGUUAGGUUAAUUGAUGAUUUAGCAGUUGAAAUGAAAUGUUGAUGAAGCUUUGGCAGUAAGCAAAUUUAGGCUUGAAUCUUGGAUGUAGUGGUCACCCAAAGACUGGCAGAAACAGCAGGCCAUUUUGUUUCAUAAUAUCCUUGAAAUCAAUGAAUACAUCCAGGAAUCCUCCAUGA